CGCGAUGGUCGAAAUUUUCAAUGACAUUUUGCAACAUGGUCGGUUCUAUGGCAUUUAUCUCGGCAACGAUGUUGUUUUUGAGUUCUUGGAGGGUGGCUGGUUUGUUGACGUAGACUUUGCUUUUCAAAUAUCCCCAUUUCCUCUGCGCGAAAUCACGCGAUCACCGAAGAAGGACUGCAAUCGAUGGAUAUUGACGUCGGUUGUGUGGCAUGUUGCACCGUCUUGUUGGAAAUAAACAUCGACCAUAUCCAUUCGUUCAAGUUGGCGGCAAAAGAUAGUCCUCUAUCAUCACGUGAUAUCACUCAGAAUUGACGGUAACGGCGUCCCCGGCCGCAUUUUCGAAAAAGCAAGGUCCGAUGAUGCCUUUUGACCACAAUGCACACCACACAGUCACUUUUUGAG
Molecule: messenger RNA, 402 nt
Organism: Acanthoscelides obtectus
Lineage: Eukaryota; Metazoa; Arthropoda; Insecta; Coleoptera; Chrysomelidae
Source: the annotation of a GenBank genome assembly